AAGAAGGAAGGAGCAGUGGCCACAGCUGAUCAUCGCUAACAUAACACACCCACCUCUUAGCAUCAGCCAUGACUUCCAGAGAUCUUUACACUUCUUCUUACAGGAAAUUAUUUGGAGAGUCCCCCAGAUCCACCAGUCACCUUUAUAGUAGUAGCAGCAGCAGCAGGACCCAUGCAUACAGACCACCCAGGGAUACAUACACCAACAUCUCUUCUUACAAGAAGGUUAGUAGAUCUCCACCAAGCCAUAUCACUUCUGUCCAGAACAGUUUUGACCUCUCCCAAUCUACAGCCCUUAGCAAUGAGCUGAAGAUAGUGAGGACCAAUGAAAAGGAGCAGUUGCAAGGUCUUAAUGACCGCUUCGUCACCUACAUUGAGAAGGUUCAUCAUCUGGAACAGCAAAAUAAGUUGCUGGAAACAGAGGUGACCUUGCUUCGGCAGAAGCAGUCAGAACCAUCACGUCUCAGCCAAGUCUAUGAGCAGGAGAUCAGGGAGCUGAGGUCCAGAUUGGAGGAACAGCUGCAUGAGAAAGACCAGGCGCAGCUGGACUGUGAACAUCUGGAUGGUUGUGUCCAGCAACUGCAGGAGAAGCUGGAGCAGGAAGCUGGCAAGAGGGAAGAAGCAGAGGAGAUUAUGAAGAACUACAGGAAGGAUGUAGACCAAGCAACUCUAAAUCGUUUGCAGCUAGAGAAGAAAGUAGAAUCCCUUUUGGAUGAGGUGGCUUUCCUGAGAAAAGUCCAUGAGGAAGAGGUGGCUGAGCUGCAGGCUGCGGUGGCUGAGGCGCAGAUUUCAGUAGAAAUGGAUGUGGUCAGUAAGCCAGAUCUCACUGCUGCUCUGAAGGAGAUCCGCAUGCAGUAUGAAGUGCUUUCCAGCAGAAACCAACAGUCGGCAGAGGAGUGGUACCAGACCAAGGUUGCCAAUGUUUCCCAAGAGGUGGCCAGGAACAACGACAAUAUGCGCCAGGCUAAGGAGGAGAUGACAGAGUAUCGAAGGCAGCUCCAGGCACGUACCCUGGAGGUUGAUGCCCUGCGAAGUGCUAAUGAGUCUCUGGAAAGACAACUACAGGAGACUGAAGAUAGGAACAACGAAGAGAUAUCUCAGUUGCAGGAAACAAUCAACCAGCUUGAUAAUGCAUUGAAGACCACAAAGGGUGAGAUGGCUCGUCAUCUGAGAGAGUACCAGGAUCUGCUUAAUGUCAAAAUGGCUUUGGAUAUUGAAAUUGCAGCAUACAGGAAACUCUUGGAAGGAGAGGAGACACGUCUGACUAGUGUGGGGGGAAGCAACAUGUUUAACAUUGGUUACCCAUACUCCUCUGGCUCUUAUUCCGGGGGUAGAAGUUUUACCUCAGGCUCCAUCACCACUAGGAAGGAGGAAAAAAGAGAAGUGUCAGAUGGUGGAAAAGGUGGUGGUUCUGACCAGCCCAAAGCAUCAAAAUCAGGGGAAUCCCAGCCAGAAAAAACACCCACAAAAAAUUAAACACAUAGAACAUCAUUCCUUCCUUUAGUACAGUGUUUCUCAACUCCAAUCCUCAGGAACCGUAACAGGCAGAAUAUUAAUUAUAUCUUAACUAGAGCUCAGGUGAAAUAAUCAGCUGAUUAGUAACCAUGGUUACCAACCUGCUCUUACCCAUCAGAUGAUUAUUUCACCUGUGCUCUAGUUAAAUUAUAAUGAACAUGUGGCCUAAGUAAGGGUCCUGAGGACUGGGGUUGAGAAACACUACUUUAGUAGAUAUCUAAGAUUAAAACAUUUUUUGUCAUCUCCUUUUCUACUUUAGUGAGCCAUAAUGUGAGGAGGUUUUAAGUCAGAAGACAAGCUUCCAUUUCUGCAAUUAAUAUGAAGUAUCCCUAUUCCUAAUAAAACACCUAUAGAUUAAAUUCAUUUAAUCAUCACAAAAAUAUGAUCAUCUUGUCACUUUAUUAUUUCUCUUCUCAACCUGAAGUAUUAACAACCAAAUAAAUGCUCGACCAGAUGAAUGCUUUGUGGGGCAUUUCUUUGAUAAGGUUACCAUGGCUGAAAAGGAGCACAUACUAGUUAGAAAGUUCACUUCACUUCAAGAACAACAACCAAAUGUCAGUAUUGUGGCAAUAUUGAAGUUUCAAUGUAGGAGUAGUCAGAAUGUAGUUGCAGCAAUAUAAUUUGUGCGUGAAUGUUGUAGGGGACAUUUGUGCUGCUACAAACUCUUGUUAAACCCUUGGGGAAGCAACAGAGAGAUGCAAUUAAUUUAAUUUCUGUUAUCCAAGGAAUUGAUAAUGGUCCCAAAACGUUAGUCCCUAACCUUAGCCCUAAUCCCCAUGGUUUAUCCUAGCCCUGACACCAAACCUUAAUCCUAAAUCCUAUCACUAUCCUCUAACACUAUUCCAGCUCUAACCCUAUUCCCUAGCACUAGUCCUAAAUCCAGUCCUUAAACCUAGCAAUAACCCCAAUCCCUAGAAUAACUCCAGUGUCUAAUUCCAAUCCCUAACCUUAACCUAAUAAUAUGUUUGUUGGCCACACCAUUCUUGCACCAGGGUGUCACAGUCAGUAAGUCCUCAGCGUACAGAAGAUCUGCAGCCAUGAGAUAUUGUGGCUAAAUAAAAAUAAAAAAAUCAGUUCCAAAGCAGCCCUGCAAUAUGCAUUUUACAUAACUAUCUUAAUAAUGGGUAGCUAUGUCAACCUUUUUAUUAUAACAUCCAUUCAGAAGCUGAAUUUUAACCACCUUAUUCAAUUUAAGGAAAUUAAAAUAUAAUUUGAUACAUCACAGAGAUUUAUAUAUUUUUUUUACAUCUUUUAUAAAACAUUCAUGUCUCAUACACAAUUAUUGAUGAUGAUGAUGAUAAUGUACUCAAAUGAUGGAAAAAUAAUGAAUUUAAGUUAACACCAGACAAAAAUGUCUGCAUCUUGACUAUUAUAAUCAAUUUUACAAGAAAGGAGUUUAAUGUGUCCAGUGCCAGAUUUUUACAAAGAUUUAUAUGGAAGCUAUAAAAUUAAAAUGAUUGUUUUUUUCCUACAACAUCAUUGAAUAAAGAAAAUGUUUACUAGAUAUCUUGUAACAAAGGUCUUAGUUGUGAGGGAUACCUGUAUUAUCAUAUGUCAGUGAUGGCCAGCUUCCUUAUACAUGGGGGCUACAGGAUCUUAGGAACCUUUUGGGCUGGAUACAAAUUAAUGGAUAUUAAAAAUAAAAAUAAUAAUAAAUUUACUAACAAUGACCACAUUUUUAGUUCUGCUUUUUACUAGAGUCACAAAAACUAGGGGGUCUGGGGACUGCUAGUUGGCCCUUCCUGAUAUAUGUAAUGGUUAUUGGUUUGCAGGAAGAAGGGAGGAUUACAGUGUUAUGGUUGUGGAAUGGCUGGGUGCACAGGAAAACCCAAUAAAAAGAAACUAUUGGCAACUA
This is a messenger RNA of Bombina bombina (fire-bellied toad), 3369 nucleotides long. RefSeq names its product low molecular weight neuronal intermediate filament-like. The record is from RefSeq and is a predicted model, not a curated record. The transcript has 4 exons. NCBI's taxonomy places the organism in Eukaryota, Metazoa, Chordata, Amphibia, Anura, Bombinatoridae. Gene Ontology annotation, molecular function: structural molecule activity. Gene Ontology annotation, cellular component: intermediate filament. Bases 69 to 1475 code for a protein of 468 amino acids.